AUGGUCUCCGCUGGCAUUGAAAAGAACAUGUCAUCCCCCAGUGUGUUCGGAGAGAAACUGAAAGGUGACAAAAGCGAUGGUUGUUAUUUUGACGACUAUUGUAAUUGGACAAGGAUACCGGAAUUUCAGAAAUUCAUAUUUGAGUCUCCUGCAGCAGCUGUUGCUGGUACUCUAAUGAAAUCUGAAGUUUGUUCAAUCUGGAUGCCAGUAGAUCCGGUCUCACGGGAAACAUGUGUUCAGUUUGUUGCUGGAUCUCACAAAUGGGCAUGGUAUUUCCCCAGAAAAUUUGCAACAACUCUCCCGUAUGAAAUCGAAGAAAAGUUCCUUGAUAAAGAAUACGAACCCGUUCCCGAUGUUGACGCCAAUAGGCACAAGUGGAAUAUUUUAUCUUGGGACCUUCAGGUUUAA
Messenger RNA from Uloborus diversus, 408 nucleotides. RefSeq lists its product as uncharacterized. The transcript has 2 exons. NCBI's taxonomy places the organism in Eukaryota, Metazoa, Arthropoda, Arachnida, Araneae, Uloboridae. Bases 1 to 408 code for a protein of 135 amino acids. The record is from RefSeq and is a predicted model, not a curated record.